AUGGCGCCCGCCACCAAAGUCGAGCGGACAAGCCGUCCACGAUCGCCAUUGCGAGCUCCCACGCCUCUGGCUGUCUCUCAUAACGGAACAAAUGGCAGUGCAAAGCACGAUGCGAAGAACGGCAGACUGGACAGCAACAUGACUAGCGGAAGAAAGCAUGAUAGUCUCGCGAGCUACGAGAGCAACGGGAACCACGAGGAUGCCGAGAACAUCGACGACUACGAAAAACGUAAAGGCCCCGAGAAGAGGUCCAGAAGGGGCUACGAGGGCGAGCCCAGGCCGUCGUCCCUUUCUGAGCGGACAUUGCAUCCGUCGCGAGCGCCAACACCGUUGCUGGUCAAGGGCGACCACAUCCUGCGUGACAUCGACCGCGCUCCUCCUGGCGACCCGUCGCAGCUGCGUGUCCGCCGCACGUCCGGUCUGGCAUCUGCAGCUGGAGACAGAGGAGGCGGCAGUGAUGACGUCGCACGCCAGCGCAGCCAGUAUUUUGAAGACGUCUUCUCGGCUCGGGACAGCAACUCGAGCCCGGCAAAGGAGCGUGUGCGGAGCGAGGCUCUGGUCUUGGCAGAGCUGCGGACCAACGUAAUGAUUGGCGACGAAUUUACUGUGAUCACGGAGCUGUCAGCUAGCCUCGCCGUGCGGUAUCGUCGGCCGCUCUCGUCCGUGGUGGUGACGCUGCAGCACAACUCGUGCAUGUGCUUUGGCGGCUCGUUCGAUCCGGCCUAUGUUCUGUCCAUCUUUGCCCUGCCGGCCGAGCUGCAGCCGACGACGAACAAGCGCAACGCAGCCCUGAUCCAGAGGCACAUGGAGGAGGCUCUCGGCGUGCCACCGGCACGUGGCCUUUUGCGCUUCGCGCCCGUUACCGAGGCCAACCUGGCGUACGGCGGCAAGACAACGGCCGGAUACAUCGACGACCUGCCCAAGAACACGGGAGCCGGCACUACCACUGCCAGCAACUACAGUUGCCGGUCCCCGGUCCUGUCAACGACUGCUGAUAUGCACGAUCUCGGUGGCAGCACGCGAAAGAGAAGGGCUAGCCGGAAGCUAAGUGUCAAGUCUUUGUCUAAUUUCAGAUCUCCCUCGCCUCCGAGUCCGACGCCGGUGGGCAGCACUGCCGAGGAUCAGCAACAGCAGCAACAGCCGGAUUCCUUGUCGUCAGCCUAUCUGCCAUCUAUCGUUGAGCGGUCACCUAAGGAGAGCCCACAAUAUAGGCAGAGAACAGAGAGGGAAAAGGAAAGGAGAGAGCACAAGGGUCCUUCUGGAGCGGAUCAAGAUACCGGUUUGGAGAUGCUGCCGGAGACCAGUCCGUCGGCAACGUGGCAGCCCAGCAGACGGGCUAAGAGAACCAAGAGUUUUGUGGCGACGCUUUUUGGACGAUCAGCGAUAAAGUACGAGAUGGGGACCUCCUAA
Grosmannia clavigera kw1407 is the source of this 1410-nucleotide messenger RNA. RefSeq names its product mif domain containing protein. The record is from RefSeq and is a predicted model, not a curated record. The coding region runs from base 1 to 1410 and encodes 469 amino acids. The transcript is spliced from 3 exons. Lineage: Eukaryota; Fungi; Ascomycota; Sordariomycetes; Ophiostomatales; Ophiostomataceae. Gene Ontology annotation, molecular function: phenylpyruvate tautomerase activity.